AUGAUGCUGCUGCAUGACUUGCCCCACUACUAUAGAGAAAUUGAGGGAACCAAAAUCCUAUCAAGAGCCUUUGAGUCCAAUGAGGUACUAACUCAGCUUCAAAUUCCUUCUUGUCCAACUGUCUCACAAGACAGAUAUAAAGAGUUCAGGGAAUCCUUUCACUGCUGCAAGCUUCCCUGGGGAGCAGAAAGGGAGCAUGGAGGAAUUGCACAACCUGUAUUGCCAGAAGACUACAGGGCAAAGGACAAGUCUCCACGUACAUUUGUUAAAGGACAUCAACAUUAUGGUAGUGGUGUAGACCCUUGGUCAAGAGGCUUUCCCACUGAGCAGUACUGUGAUGUCACCCAGCUGAAAAAAAGUGAUAUGUGUAUAAAUUAUGAACUGCUUUGUAAAUCACCAGAGAGUUUGGCUAAACCACUAUGCCUGCCAUUUCACACCUCUCAUCUCUACCAGACACACAUCUUUAGGUACGUCAUGUUCCCAAACUUCAGAUCACCUGAGGAUCGAGACGCUGGGAUCAAUGCAAGCAGUCAUCAGCCUUUCCAUCCCAAUAUCCCUACCAAGGCUUUUGAUGUGGUUCUGAGGAAGACCAGAGGUAAUCCAUAUAGGCAUGAAGUUGCCAGUGCUCCAACCCUGGAAGAAGGCUGUGCACUGUCGGGGCAGCACACAUACUUCCACUUUCCUAAGUUUGCUGAAGAAAAGGGUCAAAUAUACUAUCCAAAUCCACCAAAGACAGUCGCCCCCAACUCCACUUUUAAAGAGCUAGAACAUAACCUCUCUCCAAGAACAACCAAUAUGCUACAAAACACUGAAAGGGCUCUGGGGAUCACAACAUACAGUCGGGACUUCACAGAUAAAGGUCCUAUGAAUUCCCUUAUCCUGGAUAACUAUUACAUAAAAGCAGCUGGCAGAUUAACUGGAGAAUUAGGUGAAGACAUGGAACUAAAAAAAACAUUUCUGCCUAGUCUCUCACAAGUGAGACCUCUUGAAGGGUGCACUGCAUGUUUACUUCAAGGUCAACGUCCCCAUGAAUCAAUUCUGCAAGAACAGUACUCCUGCCAACAGCAGGCCACUCUGUCUCAGACAUGCUACCAGAAAGUUCAUUAUCUGGGUACAAGGCCGCCAAUAAACAAACUUCAGGAAAUCACUGACACACUGCAAACAGAAGCAUUGUACAGGGGGCAGCUUUCAGGCAGGCCUGAACUUGAAUCCCUUACAAAAUCUGCACGUUCCCUUUCCUACAAAGACUUCAAGCCCAGACAUUUGGAUCAACAUACAAUAUGGGAAAACCCAGUUAGUCCGAGUAAGCCAGGCUUACCACCGGAUGUAAAGAGUGAGGAAAGUAGAAUUUUGUUGCACAAGCUUUGGCAUCAAGAAGCAUGUCAACCUGCAUGGAGGCCAAGAGAGACAGCACUGCCUGGAUGGAUCCCUAGCUGUGAGGUUCCCUGGCACCAGACAGCACUGCUGGAACUGCAGUAUUCCUUCUCUAAGACAGCAGCACAAAAACGUUUUCAUGAUUCCACAACAGGGACAAAAGACCUCAGAGAUAACAUUACUGAGGGAAAGAGACACAAAUUCUAUAGUUUCAAUGCUUUUUAUUUCUUUAACUGA
This is a messenger RNA of Aptenodytes forsteri (emperor penguin), 1611 nucleotides long. RefSeq names its product chromosome unknown C7orf31 homolog (gene SPMIP4). The record is from RefSeq and is a predicted model, not a curated record. NCBI's taxonomy places the organism in Eukaryota, Metazoa, Chordata, Aves, Sphenisciformes, Spheniscidae. Gene Ontology annotation, cellular component: centrosome.